CGCUAAUGGCCGAAACAAGCGCAUAAGUAACGCCGCAAACGAAUCAGCAGCGUUUAAUUCGCUAGCUGAUAUACCGGAUGUAAAUCAAACGUAACACUGGUACACCGCAGUGAAUUAUGUUGAACGAAGUUCCGUUCAGGCUUCUACAAAAAUUAUGCCAAUAUCAGCAAAGAUAACUGGCAUGCGGCGAAGCAGUAACUAACGGUCCUUGGUAGCGCUCCUCACGGCUCACACGGCGUUCCUCACAGUAACGGCCUGUCAGACUACUUCCGCACGAGCGUCCACGCAGUGACAUUGAUUUCUUACUGUAUAUAUAUAUUCCGUUCAUAUUGUUGCUUAUGAAAUGCUGAAGGCUAGAACUGUUGAGAAGAUCGUGCAAGCCAGAGAGCAAGCGGAAGGAGAAGGGGCACGAGUGCGCCGCGGUAUUGGUGGAGGACAGCUUCUCCAAGUUGAUCCCUUUCUCCUGUUCGACCAUGCCGAGGUGCAUCCUCCGGCCGGCUUUCCGGAUCAUCCGCAUCGAGGAUUUGAAACAGUGACAUAUAUACUGAAUGGUUCCUUUAAACACGAGGACUUUGCCGGAAACAAAAAGAUAUUAGGCACUGGAGACUUACAGUGGAUGACCGCUGGUCGAGGUGUCCUGCAUUCCGAAACGCCUUAUGGCAACGGGGGCGAGGGCCUGCAGUUGUGGGUUAAUUUACCGCAAAAUGAAAAAUUAGUUCAGCCUGCUUACCAAGACCUUAAGUGCAAAGAUAUUCCGGUUGUCUCCAAGGAUGGUGUAACUGCAGUUAUUGUAGCAGGGGAAUACGAUGGCCAGAAGUCGCCUGUUCGUACUCGUACCCCCACAAAUUAUUUAUAUCUUACACUGGCUCCCGGUUCGAGAGUACUACAACCAUUUCCUGAGAAGUGGAACGUUUUCUCCUAUACUGUGUUCGGAAAGCUGACAGUCGGUCCUGAAGACAAGCAACAGGAAACUGUGGAGCAUUCUUGCAUCGUUUACAAGCCAGAUGGUGAUUGCGUUCGACUGGCUAAUAACAGUCCAGAAGAAGUCCGCUGCGUGUUGAUUGCAGGCCAACCUCUGCAUGAGCCGGUAGCACGUCACGGCCCAUUUGUGAUGAAUACAUAUGAAGAAAUCGAUCAAGCUAUAAAGGAUUUUAGGAAUUGUACAAAUGGAUUCGAAAAAGCAAAGAACUGGAAAUCAGAAUACAUGAAGAAGCAUGCGAAGUAGCCAUCGCUCUGACACAGAAAUUGUGCUGUGUUCAAGAUUACUACUGCGCCGUCAUAAUUACAGCAAGGUGGAUACCCUGUACACCUAUGACCUAUCCACCUUAUGAUUAAUUAUUGUACAGUAUCUGCAAAAUAACUGUGUCGUAAUUCUGCGACUAUGCUUUUGUGACUAAUUAGUAAUAAAAUUUUUAUAACCUGUUUUUACCAUUCUAGCACCAGCAGGGUCAUUUUUGGCCAAUAACAUUUUAAAAUCCUAAAGAAUUAUUGCACACAUGACACAUGUACGGUAAAACCGUUAAAGCCUUGAUUGCAAUCGCAAUUAUAUCGUAGUCUAAAUUUUUAACCCGGAGUGGGCGUCU
This is a messenger RNA of Paramacrobiotus metropolitanus, 1583 nucleotides long. RefSeq names its product pirin-like. The record is from RefSeq and is a predicted model, not a curated record. The transcript has 9 exons. NCBI's taxonomy places the organism in Eukaryota, Metazoa, Tardigrada, Eutardigrada, Parachela, Macrobiotidae. The coding region runs from base 344 to 1225 and encodes 293 amino acids.